AUGACCUCUGUCACUGCGAGUCUCCCUGUAGGAGACCAGGGCUCAAAAGAUUUAUCACAAGAAGCUCCAGCGCGACUGCAUGAUGAUGGGAUGUACCAUCCUGGUAAUGCUCGACUGGCAGUCGUGGCGGAUCCUCCCCAUGGAGUCGGUACCACGGAGACGAAGCCAAUAGCAACAGCAGACGCAGUGCUUGACGGGCACGGCUCGAGCGAGUCUGGAAUGCUUCGUGGAACAAUAACAGACACACUGCCCGACCCCAAGACCGCUGCUGUAAAACCCACGACCCUGCCGUCAGAAGUCCCCCUCGAUCUGCGUCAAGGACAUUUCGACCAUCCACUUCAACCUAUCGCCACAAUGACGACCUCGACAAACGCCUCAUCAUCAACGACAUCCUCGACCACCUCUUACAACUCUACGCUCCGUACCACCCUUCAUACCGUCUCGAUGCCGACCUCCACUCGGGCUAGUUCUACCACGAGCGCAUCCCAUGCAACCUCUACCUCAGCCCCCGCCGCCCUUCGCUGGGAAGCAAUGACCCCUGGCGCGCAAGCGGGGAUUGUCAUCUCGGCUGUGAGCCUCGCCAUCACCUUGAUCGGGAUAAUCUUCUGGUGGCUGUAUCGCAAGAAGCGGGCUCUGCUGAGGGCCAUCCGAGGGGAAGAGGCCCCGUCAUCGACGGAGAAGCCAAAUCCAGCGUACAGAUUCGCGUCAAAUCUGUAUACAAGCAGUACCUCCACGCUGGUCAAUGUAACGGAGAUCUUCAAGGCUUCCAGGGAGAAAUCACCGUCCCUCAAUGACAGAAGCAGCAGCAUUUACUCCAACCACCAGCCACGAAGCAACCUGUUCACCCUCGCAGCGGACAAGGUCAGACCACUACGAGGCAAAAAACAGCCCCCCGACAGGCGCAGCCGCUAUUCCCACGGCUAUGUCUUUGCACAGGAGUUCGAGCACGUCCCCCCACCGCCGCCGACGCGUCUGCAAAAGAUUGUUGCCGGUCUAUGCGCCAACGGUUCAUCGACGGUCAAAACAGUAACGGCACCGUUCAAAGCGCAGCCUCCACCGCCGAAAGACAGCGCGUCCUCAACGUGGAGCUCCAUGAGCAGUCGCACCCCAUACGCGCGCGCCUACGACAGCUACACGCAAGCGCAUCAGUUUCAGCCUCCAUGCGACAUCAGCGAUAACCUGGACCUGGUCAAAGUGCGGAGUGUUUCCUCGGGCACUGUCGCCAUGAGUAACCCCGCGGAGAUAAGCGUCGACGCACUGGCGGGACGUAUCUCGGGCGAGGGCAAGCGACACCAGGAGGCUGUCCGGGAGUCAAGCCCCUCGCCGUCGCAGUGCACCACGGCUCCAUCUCAGCGGCAGUCACCACCACCACGGACCUCGCGGGAGGGAAGCCCCGCGUAUUCUACGCGAGCGCCCUCCCAGAUGCAGCUGGAGGUGCCAUCGGUGAAACUGUGGACAAAGCAGGUGUACCGGGUCGAAAUGGACUUUACGUCGCGCAGCGACGGCCAACUGCAGGUUGGCGAGGGACAGAUGGUGCUCUUGGAGCAGAUCUUUGACGAUGGAUGGGCACUAUGCACUCUAACCGACGCCGAAAAGCAAGGGCUCCUCCCCCGCGCGUGUCUCUCCACCUGGCCCAUCAAGGAACGCCGACACUAUGCGUCCAGUAGCAACACAUCGGAGCGUGCUCUGGGCGUCUCGCCCACAGAUUCUCAGUCCUUCCGGUUCUACCGGCAACAGUCUCGACCAGGGACCCCAAAGCCAGCCACCGAGCCCAAACCGGUUACCGAGUCCAAACCGCCGAGCGUGAAGAAGCAGUCGAUCUCGCCUACGCUGUCGACCUUUUUCCGCCUGUAG
Molecule: messenger RNA, 1854 nt
Organism: Aspergillus lentulus
Lineage: Eukaryota; Fungi; Ascomycota; Eurotiomycetes; Eurotiales; Aspergillaceae
Molecular function (GO): protein binding
Source: RefSeq, a predicted model, not a curated record